AUGUCGAUUCCCAUCUGUAGAUUUCAUCUCGUUCUCGUUGUCUGUUCAUGUCAUGCACUUUGCCUUGCCGAACCCGUAUACAUCCACAGGAUUUGUCGACACCCCCGACGCCAUGUCUUCCGAGAUGACAACCAAUAUAUUCCGAACCUGCCAUACUCAAACAUAGCUGUCAAUGCACGUUUUCCGACCAAUGCACGACGUAGUCUCGCCACUCUGCGAUGGCGCGGUGACUCUUCGGUGGUAUGGCUCUCUUCCUCUAUCUGCGGUGUCUGACGCAUACGGUCAGAUCGGACUUGGACACCGGUCUGCUACGACUGGUAGUGAUAUCGACUGUCGAGGAAGCCAACUUGAAGCCCGAGUUCCGCGGCGAGACAUGCUGCGGGCUCGCAACGAGCGAGAUGCAGUACUGUGGCUGCCUCGAACGUCCCGAAGCCAGAGGAGCGGGCGCGGUGGUGCACGCUACGACCAGUUUGACACGCAGUCGUGUGCCCGGCCAUCGCGCACUACGUUGUCAGUCGCGCCGGCUCCCGCAAGAUGUGUACCUUCGGUGCUCACUGGCGUACCCUGAAUCACGCACAGAGAACAUUGAUGUGCCGAUUCC
Messenger RNA from Fomitopsis serialis, 601 nucleotides. RefSeq lists its product as uncharacterized. The record is from RefSeq and is a predicted model, not a curated record. NCBI's taxonomy places the organism in Eukaryota, Fungi, Basidiomycota, Agaricomycetes, Polyporales, Fomitopsidaceae. Bases 1 to 273 code for a protein of 90 amino acids. The transcript is spliced from 3 exons.